UCGCCAAAGUCCCCAGGCUAUGAAUUGGUCAAGUAGAUGUGGUAACCAAGUAGCUUGAAUCCUUUAGGCAGCUGAUAAUGUACCUCCCGCCAUCGUCCAUCCUAUCCUCUCUUCCCCGCCCGUGGGCCGCCGACACGGAGGAAGGUUGACCGUCCUGCAAACACAUCACACCACGCCACAUGCAUUUCCCUGCAAGCAUCCGUAAAUACAACAGCGAUGUCUCGAGCAAUAGAUAUGGGCUCGACACAGGCGGCGCUGGAGCAUUAUGUCUACUCUGAAUUGCCAACGGAGAACUCGAUCCGGCUGAUCCAGAUCACCCCGGACGAGUCAAAGAGCCAGGGCUUUACCCUGCAGCUCAAAACGUGUACCUUGGACGAGGCACCUCCAUUCUGGGCCCUCUCGUACACGUGGGGUUCGUCGGACUUCGACGACGGCUCUGACAGUCUCACCACCCCCGAGACUCGAUAUGUCCAGGUUGAAUGUGAAGGCCGAGGUCUCGAGGUCGGCGAGACCCUCUUUGACUUCCUCACCCAGGUCAAAGACGACAUGAUCAACGUUUCAGGGUCACCACCACAGCACCGGACUCCUCCUCGUAAUAAUACAGCCAGCCCCCGGCACCGUCUACUAUUUCCCGCCAACCCCUUGAACCUGUGGGUUGACGCCAUGUGUAUAGACCAGCGCAGCAGCCGCGAAAAGUCCCACCAGGUCCAGCUGAUGGGCCGCAUCUACGAGGCCGCGCGCAACGUCGUCGUCUGGCUCGGCAGCGCGGAGCCCAACGACAACGUCUCCUGGGUCUUCGACACCUUCGUCCCCGUGAUACGGGCCGAGGCCCGGUCGAGCGCCACCGUCGCCCUCCUGCAGGAGAUCGGGCCCGAGCUGGACCACCCGGAGGCCACCCGGCUGCUCGGGAGGGACUUCUGCGACCGCUGGCGCCGCUCGUACCCGGACUACUUUGCCUUCUUCCUCCGAAAGCGCUGGCUCACGCGCGGCUGGGUCGUCCAGGAGGCCGCGCUGCCCGCCCCCGCCGACAUCGUCCUGCAGUGCGGCGGCGCGCAGUUCUCCUGGUCCCGCGCCAACCGCCUCUCGGCCUUCAUCCUCAUGGUCCGCUGGGACGCGGAGCUCAUCGGCCGCCUGGGCCGGCGGUUGCCGGACUGGGAGAGGCGGCCCGGCACCAUCGACCGCCUGUGGAACCCCGUGCAGAACUCGCUGCCCGCGUUCGGCGGCGACACGGUCGGCCGCCGGAUGGCCGAGUGGCAGAGGCAGCGCUGGGGCGCCUCGACGGACGAGGAAAUCCGGCACGCCGAGGUGCUGCACACCUUCCACAGGCUGCGCAUCUACCGCUUCGAGAACCCCGUCGACCACAUCUACGGCGCGCUGGGGCUGGUCGGCCGCAUCCUCGGCCCGCGGUACGAGCUCGGCGUCGUGCCCAGCUACGGCGUGCCCGUCGAGCUUGCGUACACCCGCGUGACGGCCUGGCUGCUCCCGCACUUGCCGAACCUCGACGUCCUGGGGCUGGCGGGCAUCGCGGAGGGCCGUCGCGAGAACCUGCCUUCCUGGGUCCCGGACUUCUCGUUCCACGGGCCGGGCCACUAUGCUUCGCUCCAGAGGCUGAGGCAGCUUGCCAACGGGUGCCGUCCCUUUCACCCCUUCGAUGCAUCCGGCACGCACGUGGCGUCGGGGAGGCACGGGGCGAGUAGUGAAGAGCCUGCCUCCCUCACCCUCCAGGGCGUUCUCAUCGACGAGAUUAGGGAAACGCGGAGCCUCGAGCAGUCCGGGCACGGCGUCAUCACCGACGUCUCGUGGCUGCUUGAUUUUUGCGAACAACGGGGCUUCUACCGGCCCACGGGACAGCGCUUUGCUGAGGUGGCCAUGGCGACGUUGACUGCCGAUCUCGAGCCGGAGCAGGGCUACGGGGAUGACUCCGUGCAGUGGGUGCGGCGGUGUAUCUCCUACAAUGCCGCCACCGGUCAUCAGGGCGGGCCAACAGACCCGGACACGUUUGAUAAGCUGAGGGCGAAAAGCGCACAUCCUGGAGCUGGAGAUCACGAUGACCCGUUCAUCACGCUGGGCGAUGCCCUCGCGAUGUCCGCCACGGAGGACUUUGUGUCGCAACUGACGGACGACCCUGUUUCCAAGAUUGUGCAGUUCAUCACCCCAGGGAGACAGGUGCUGGAAACGAAGGAAGGAUAUCUGGGCCUUGGACCUGCGGCUGCCAUGGCCGGGGACGAGGUCUGGCUCAUCCAGGGGAGCCGGAUGCCGCUGGUGCUGAGGAAGACACCCGCCGGCACGGUAGCCGUUGGCGAUGCGGAGGGAACAGGAGGGGGCACGUAUGCUCUUGUCGGCGAGACAUAUCUCCAUGGUGUCAUGUACGGGUCCAUGAUGACGAAGGAUGUGAUCGACAGCUUUCGACCGGUUGUCCUUUGCUAGAUCGACCGCGUAUUUACCGGUCCCAGAAAGUGCCGAGGUACGGCUUACAUUGCAGCAAGGUUCUGCGUGGCCACUCCAGCAUUAUAGCAGAUUCUCUUGGCGUCUGGAUGGGAAGUGAAAUAACGCUGGAGUGAAUUGCUGUAGUGGCCAUAGGUUGUGGGUGCCAAGUAUAGCAUGUAACUGACGCCAAGGGCUUGCGUCUCCAUUUCUUCAAGUUCUGAGAUACUAGACUAGAUGCUUAAGAAUGCAGUGCAGGGUAAAGUGUGUAACACAAAAGGGAAUGCCGAGGUUUCGGAGCACCAUACUUAGUCACGGUGUGCUCGUAGCUGGAUGAGCUCUUACUAGAGCAGACCCAGGAUUCAUUAUAAAGGGGUUGCAAGACCUGCCAUACCCUGUCUACAUUUGA
Colletotrichum destructivum is the source of this 2833-nucleotide messenger RNA. Its product is annotated as Putative heterokaryon incompatibility. The record is from RefSeq and is a predicted model, not a curated record. The coding region runs from base 217 to 2427 and encodes 736 amino acids. NCBI's taxonomy places the organism in Eukaryota, Fungi, Ascomycota, Sordariomycetes, Glomerellales, Glomerellaceae. The transcript has a single exon.